Molecule: messenger RNA, 603 nt
Organism: Cynocephalus volans (Philippine flying lemur)
Lineage: Eukaryota; Metazoa; Chordata; Mammalia; Dermoptera; Cynocephalidae
Product: olfactory receptor 6J1-like
Exons: 1
Coding region: 1-603 (200 amino acids)
Biological process (GO): G protein-coupled receptor signaling pathway
Cellular component (GO): membrane
Molecular function (GO): olfactory receptor activity
Source: RefSeq, a predicted model, not a curated record
AUGUCCUAUGACCGCUAUGUGGCCAUCUGCAGCCCCCUUCAGUACCCUGUGAUCAUGACCAGCUCACUCUGUGUCCGUCUUGUCAUCCUCUCCUGGGUGGGUGGCUUUCUCCUCAUCCUCCCAUCUACAGUCCUCAAGGCAGGACUUCCCUACUGUGGCCCCAAUGUGAUCGAUCACGUUUUCUGUGACAGUGCCCCACUCCUCCACUUGGCCUGUGCUGACGUCCGUAUUAUUGAGCUGCUGGACUUCCUCAGCUCCCUUGUCCUGUUCAUCAGCUCCCUCUCACUCACAGUUGUCUCCUAUGUUUACAUCAUCUCCACUAUCCUGAAGAUACCAUCAGGCCAAGGUCAACGCAAAGCCUUUUCAACCUGUGCUUCUCACUUCACUGUGGUCUCCAUGGGCUAUGGGAUCUCCAUCUUUGUCUACGUCCGCCCCUCACAGAAGAGCAGCCUGCACCUCAACAAGAUUCUUUUCAUCCUCUCUACGGUCAUCACGCCACUCCUGAGUCCCUUCAUCUUCAGUCUUCGCAACAAAGCCAUGAAAGAUGCACUGAAAGACUUGGUCAAGGGACGAAUCUUGCUCAUGGGGAAGAGGUCCAAGUGA